Molecule: messenger RNA, 1371 nt
Organism: Quercus robur (English oak)
Lineage: Eukaryota; Viridiplantae; Streptophyta; Magnoliopsida; Fagales; Fagaceae
Product: BTB/POZ domain-containing protein At1g21780
Exons: 4
Coding region: 115-1095 (326 amino acids)
Molecular function (GO): protein binding
Source: RefSeq, a predicted model, not a curated record
AGAAGUCAUUACCUUUCUCUCUCUCUCUCUCUCUCUCCCACUUUCUUUCUAAAUAAAACGUAGUGCGUGAGACUUGUAAAAGCAGUCACAGAGAGCUCAGAGAGGAGGAAAAAGAUGGUUGAUUCAAAGGUGGAGACGAUCUCAAGACUAGCUCAAUGGAAAAUCGAGAACUUCGGGUCUUGUUCUUACAAAAAGUCUGACCCUUUCAAGGUCGGAAUCUGGAACUGGCAUUUGUCGAUAGAGAAGAAUCGGUACCUCUACAUUCGUCUAUUUCCAGAGCCUUCACGAUUCUCCAAGGAACAGCCUCCACUUGCUCGCUUUGUCCUCCGAGUCUCUAACACUGGCCUUAAUCGCAAGCCUUACAUAUCCCCAAUUCAUGAGAGACUGCUUCGGAAUUGCGAAGACUUUGUUUGGCCAGUUGAUUCCACCUUUCAUGGUCGCUUCAUCAUUGAUGUUGAGUUUCUGGACCUGAAGAUCUGCCCUGUGAAUGGUGGAGAAGCCAGUUCUAUAUGGCCAAGUGAUGGGCUUAUGAAGUCUGUGGCAGCCGAAAGCACACUUCGGUGUCUCUCUCGUAUGCUUGAGGAGGCUAUCCAUUCUGAUGUGACAAUUAACACUGCCGAUGGCACUUUAAGAGCUCACAAGGCAAUUUUAUCAGCAAGUUCCCCUGUGUUUCAAAGCAUGUUUCGUCAUAACCUAAAGGAAAAGGAAUCAUCUUUGAUCUACAUAGAAGACAUGUCACUGGAAUCCUGCACAACACUUCUCACUUACUUGUAUGGAACCAUAAAACAAGAAGAUUUCUGGAAGCACCGGCUGGCACUACUGGGGGCAGCCAACAAAUAUGACAUUGCUGACCUUAAAGAUGCUUGCGAGGAAAGCCUCCUAGAAGACAUUAACUCAGCGAAUGUGCUUGAGAGGCUGCAAGAGGCUUGGCUUUAUCAGUUGGACAGGUUGAAGAAAGGGUGUUUGACAUACUUGUUCGACUUUGGCAAGAUAUAUGAUGUUAGAGAUGAGGUUAAUAACUUUUUCAGGCAAGCAGACAGGGAACUAAUGCUGGAGAUGUUCCAAGAGGUGCUUACAGUUUGGAAGCCUAUAUAAACUAACAUGGGAAUUUGUAUUUAGUCAUUAGAUGCUUGUAUAUAUAUUCAUGCAUGUAUGUGCAUGUUAAGGUUUUUACAUCAGAAACUUAGUUUCUGUUGUUAAGAAUACUUUUAUUUGUGAUCAAUGUGGAAGUCUCAUCUGGGUGUAAGAAUUCUAUAAGUUUGAAGCAAAUGAGGUUGUACUUUUAUCAAUGUACUUCCUCGGAAUGUUAUCAUAUAUGCAGUCGUUAGGCGGGGAUAUGAAUGGCCUCUCCUGCGUUGAGUUUCUAGAUCA